UGGACGCAUUUCCGUCUCUCUGACGCUGUCUGGGGCUUGAAAGCAGAAAUCCGCACGAGAGCAAGGAAAUUGACAUGUUGAAGGGAGCGGGUAAAGAUCGCGGUGGAGGCUGCACUCCUAAUACCGGCUCCCUGACACAUUUGCUGCUGUUCUCCAGCUAAUUAUUGCCAGCGAGACUGGAACCAACUUGCUCUCGGCGACCCCAAAGUGCCAGGAGUUGUUGCGGAGUUUGGAGUGAGCAGGACUGCAGCUGGAAUGUUAGUGCGGUGACGUUCUAGAAAUGACCUGUUUCCAAUUAGUAUCGAUACUGCAGGUUCCAGCUGCCCGAGCCGGGGCCGAAGGCACCGAGAUGCAUCGCCUGCUUUUAGAUGAGCAAAACGUUUCUCGCCGGGCAAAUAUUUUUUAAUUUAAUAUUUUAAAGAUCUUUGUCCUGCAAGGAGAAACUUGGGGAGGCAGCCAGCACUUCGAAUUAUAUAUUUUCUUUAAAGGCUCCGAUUAAUCGUAUCUCUAAAGUGCAUUGAAUUGUGACGGGCUUCUGAAGGUUUUGGUCUUUGAUUUAAGGAAUAACAAAGUUAUUGAUUGGAUUGAAGAAAGGAUUUUGGAAACAAUUCCAAGUUGUGUCGUUGGCCUGAGUGAAUCGUUAAAAUUUUAUGGAUCAGGUCAGAUCUGUAAAUGUCAGUGAAAGGUGCGCUGUUUGGUUUGGGACUAGAAAGUCGGAUUGUCCUACUUUGUUUUUCAAACGUCAGAAUUUAUGUUGCAUCCCCGUGACUCGACUAUUCGAACUUGUACGGAGGAGAUAAUCAGUCUGUCUGCGAGGGAGAUCUGACUUCAGCGAGUUUGGACUUUAAAGGUGAAUUACAAGACCGACGCGAUAAUGUGGAGCAAGCUGGCGGCGAUAGUGACACGCUGCGAGCGCCCAACACCAAGCGGCUGGUGACCGGCUGCAUGCAGCAUAUUGCUGCCGGGGGCUUCUGACUUUUCUUCUUCCCCGAUAAAAAUGCAGUGCGGCAGAGGUCAGCGUCGUCUGGUUUAGUGGGGGAUGUAAGAUAGGCGAGAGAAGUCUCGCCUAUUCCCCGAUUCCCCCCCCCCCCACUUCCCCUCUCCCUACAUCCAUGCUUCAAGAUGGAUGAGUCUUCGUUGCUAGACCUGCUGGAGUGCUCCGUGUGCUUGGAGAGGUUGGACACGACGGCCAAAGUGCUGCCCUGUCAGCACACCUUCUGCAAGCGUUGCCUGGAGAAGAUCGUCAGCUCCAGGAACGAGCUGCGGUGUCCGGAGUGCAGGAUCUUGGUGGACUGCGGCGUGGACGAGCUGCCUGCCAACAUAUUGCUGGUGAGGUUACUGGAUGGGAUUAAACAGAGGCCAAGGAAUGGAAGGUCAGCCCUAACCUCUGGCCCAGGGUCAUUUGCCUCGGGGAGCGCUGCUUGCUCAGUUUCCUCCUCUCUGGGGACAACGCAGAAGGAUCACUCCGCGACUGCUAAUUGCAGUUCUCCGGGAAAGAUGAAAACGGUGCUUAACUGUGGAACAACAUUACAACAGAGUAUUCCACAGUUACCAUGUGCAAAGGCACUCUAUAACUACGAAGGGAAGGAGCCUGGUGAUUUAAGGUUCUGCAAAGGUGAUGUCAUCAUUCUACGACGUAAGGUGGAUGAGAACUGGUAUCACGGCGAGCUGAAUGGGACCCACGGCUUCUUCCCAGCUAGUUAUAUUCAAUGUAUCAAGCCACUUCCACAGCCACCUCCUCAGGGCAAAGCACUUUAUGACUUUGAAGUAAAAGAUAAAGAACAAGAUAAAGAUUGUUUGACUUUCUGCAAGGAUGAAAUUCUGACUGUCAUAAGGAGAAUUGAUGACAACUGGGCUGAAGGAAUGCUGGGCGAUAAGAUAGGAAUAUUUCCUCUUUUGUACGUUGAGCUUAAUUCCACUGCAAAACAACUGAUUGAGAUGGAUAAAAAGUGUCUGCCAGUUGCACAGAACAGUAAUGUCGCUCCAUCUGCUGCUACCAGUGCUAGUGCCAGCCCAGCAUCGAGCUCGCCCUUAAACAGUGCCGCUGCUGCCUGCGCGGUUCACAGACGCAUCGACGGCAAGAAAAAUGCCAAGAAACGGCACUCCUUCACUUCGUUCAGCAUGUCGCACAAGUCUUCCCAAGCUGUCAACAACAGGCACUCCAUGGAAAUCAGUGCACCAGUCCUCAUCAGUUCGAGUGAUCCCAGAGCUAUUGCCAAGAUUGGAGAAGUUCCACCUUUGUCAUCUAGCGCUCCAACCCAGGCUUCGUCUCUUACUGCUAAUGCAGUUGGUGGUGCCGUGGGACCAAGACCGGGUGCUGCCGCAGGGGAGCAAGGAACAGCACCAAAGACCCAGUUACCGCUCAAUGUAUACAUGGCCAUGUAUGGCUAUAAGCCACAAAAAGCAGAUGAGAUGGAGCUGCGGAAAGGGGAAAUGUAUCGCGUUAUUGAGAAAUGCCAAGAUGGAUGGUUCAAAGGCACUUCACUGAGGACAGGAAUGUCUGGUGUCUUUCCAGGGAAUUACGUAACUCCUGUGUCCAGGGCUCCCUUUGCAGCAACUCAGUCAAGAAAUACAGUGCCAGGAGGCACGGCCCAAAACAUGAAAGGAAACUCUUCAUCAGGCAGCCCAGCAGUAACGUGUCUUGUGAAUAAUGGAGUGAGGCCUAUUCCCCCUGUUGCCAGCCCCCCUGUACAGACACAGCUUCAUGCAUCCAGUCCGCAGCUCAACUGUUUGCGAUACUCAGGACAGCAAACUGUCAACCAAGCUCGCAGUGCCACGCAGAUGGUCCAUCCUGCUGUUCAAGUGCUUGACCGUCCAACAGCAACUGUACCACCACUAAGAACACAAAGUCCCCCCACCCGAGUCCCUGCCACCAUGGUGAGGCCGCAGCCUGUGACCUCUCCACAACAUGUUCAUCAAACCUCUGGAUCUCCUGGCACUAGACCAACGAUUUCACUCACCUCUGCGGCUGCAGCGAUUACUCCACCGAAUGUUAAUGCAGCCAACCUGAAUGGAGAUGCAAUGGGCGGGCCAGCAAGUUCCUUGGCGACUUCCAGUCCAUCAAACUCUGCUCCUACACUAUCCAAACUGGAAGAGCGGAAAAGUGAAAGGAAAGAGAAGAAAAGUGGACUCUUAAAGCUUCUGUCAGGAGCCUCAGGAAAGAAGAAGUCUCGCUCUCCUCCGUCAAUGUCUCCAACUCAUGAUCCCCCACAAGCAGCAGCAGAGAACACCAUGCAGGGAGCCAUGGGCCCCGAUGUUAGUUCGGUCUCUAGCCAUGGCAGGGCUGGAUCUUGCCCUUUAGAAAGCGAAAUGCAAGGGGCAAUGGGAAUGGAGCCACUGCACAGGAAAACCGGCUCACUGGAUUCCAACUUCUCCAUUUCUCCACCCACAAGGCAGCUGUGCUCCUCCAUGGUUGCAAUCCGUCCAGAGCUGAAGCCACUUCCAUGUGAAAGGUAUCGCGUACUUGUUCCUUAUCCCCCACAGAGUGAAGCUGAGAUAGAACUGAAAGAAGGUGAUAUAGUGUUUGUUCACAAGAAACGGGAAGAUGGGUGGUUCAAAGGCACAUUACAGCGAAAUGGAAAAACUGGUUUAUUCCCAGGAAGUUUUGUGGAAAACUUCUAAUUAGUCUUGCUUAUUCAGAGCUGCUGUUUUAUUAUUGAUCAUAAUGACUGAUUGACAUUAAACACAAGUAAAUAAACUAUUAAGCACAAAAUCACAGGAAUCAAGAUUUCACUGCCAUUGUCACUUCCAAAGAUACUAAAAGUCCUAUCUAUAAUAAUGGCUUUUCAUUUAUGAAACUGUUGUAUAAACAUGUACAUACUUAAGUAUGUUGAAUCAGUGCCUUCCCCAUGAAGUCACAAACUGAAACACAAGUACAUUUGCAUUUAAACUAGACUGAAGUACAUUUAUUCUUUACUGUGUAAAUUAUAAAUUUGGACUUUUUUAAAAAAAUAGAAUUUUUAUAUAUCAUAACUUAUUUGGUAAGAUUAGCACAAAUAAUGAAUGAUUGUAUGUGAGGUGCUUUCUCUGACUGGUAAUUAUGAUUUUUCUUCUUGCAGUAUAAUAAUUAGCAAUCAGGAAAUAAUUGGAACUGUCAACCAUCAAGAGAUAAAAAUUAUUUACUGCUAGCCAACUAAUUUGUUGCUUGUUGUUCGAUUAUAUUAGUCAGAUGACUUUGUCUAAUCCACAAAUUACAUCAGUUAAAUUUAAAGAUGUAGCAAUUAGUAGGACCACAUUAAUGAACUGAAAACUAUUUCACCCUACCAACUGGUUGGAUUAUAAGAAAGAUGCCAACUUAUAGGCAAGUUCACAAGAGAGAAAAGAUGUUACUCGUCUAUUGUCAAUAAACUUAAGAAAAUUUGGGAAUUUUUUUCCCUCAAAUUGCAAAAAUAUUGGAGAAAUUACUGUCAUAAUGGGCUGGGAGAAUACAAUCACAUUCUGUAUGAAUAAUUAUUCAGUAAAACUUAGAUUACCUGGCAC
Messenger RNA from Mobula hypostoma (lesser devil ray), 4479 nucleotides. Its product is annotated as E3 ubiquitin-protein ligase SH3RF3-like. The record is from RefSeq and is a predicted model, not a curated record. Gene Ontology annotation, molecular function: metal ion binding; ubiquitin protein ligase activity; protein binding. The coding region runs from base 1123 to 3621 and encodes 832 amino acids. NCBI's taxonomy places the organism in Eukaryota, Metazoa, Chordata, Chondrichthyes, Myliobatiformes, Myliobatidae. Gene Ontology annotation, biological process: positive regulation of proteasomal ubiquitin-dependent protein catabolic process; protein ubiquitination; positive regulation of JNK cascade. The transcript is spliced from 11 exons.